Aspergillus versicolor CBS 583.65 is the source of this 1419-nucleotide messenger RNA. RefSeq lists its product as uncharacterized. NCBI's taxonomy places the organism in Eukaryota, Fungi, Ascomycota, Eurotiomycetes, Eurotiales, Aspergillaceae. The coding region runs from base 1 to 1419 and encodes 472 amino acids. Gene Ontology annotation, cellular component: membrane. Gene Ontology annotation, molecular function: transmembrane transporter activity. Gene Ontology annotation, biological process: transmembrane transport. The transcript has a single exon. The record is from RefSeq and is a predicted model, not a curated record.
AUGCAGAACCGGUUCUCGUUUUGGUCCCUGUUGGGGUACCAAUUGAGCGUCAUGUCAUCUUGGGCGAACUACCUGGUCACGGUUGGCGUUUCUGUGGAUAUUGGUGGCCCUGUUGGGUUCUUGUACGGGACUCUCAUUGUUGGCUUCUUCCAGCAGACUGUUGUCCUCUCGCUCGCCGAGAUGGCCUCUGCUUGGCCACAUGCUGGUGGUCCAGAGUAUUGGGCACUUCGUCUCUCUCCAGUAUGGGCAGCUCCAUUCCUAACGUACAUCACCGGCUACUUGAACCUGCUGGCCUAUCUCACAGCAUUUGCCUCAGCGGGAUUGUCUUCGACACAGACAAUAUCCGCGGUCAUAGCAAACGUACACGGCUUCCACUUCACUCCUUGGCAAAUGUGUCUCCUAUACUGGGGGGUUUCGAUUUUCUGCAUCACGAUCAACCUGCUGCCUAGACUCCUGCCGGCAUGGAACAUAAUGUCAAUGGCAUGGCUUUUGGGCGCCUUGGUUGUCACAAUCGGUGUUUGGGUGUCUCAUAUUGAUGCUCAAUCUGCCCAUUAUGUCUUUACAGAAUUUGUCAACCAUACUGGUUGGGAUAAUUCGGGGAUAGUUUUCGUUCUAUCUCUCACACAAACGGUAUACGCAAUGACCGGAAUAGACGCUGUGAGCCACCUUGCAGAUGAAGCCAAUGAGCCUCGACGGACGAUCCCACUUGUCCUGGUCAUAUCGGUUCUACUGUCGACGAUCUUUUGCUUUGGUUUUGCAAUACUAUUACCUUUCUCUCUCGGUCCCUUCGACUCCUUGGUCAACUCGACCCUGGGGGAGAUAUACGUCCAGCUUUUUGUUAACGGUCUGGGCUUGAAAGGGGGAUUGGCCGUUUCAACCCUCGUGAUGCUUCCUUUGAACCUUUUCUGCGGAUCUCAGCUGCUGACAGCCAGUUCACGGUUGAUAUGGGCCCUCGCUAGUCAACGAUGUAUUCCACUUUCCAAGGUACUCGUCAAAAUCAACAAGCGGGCCCAAGUUCCUGUUAGAGCCAUUGUCGUGAGUUAUUUUGUGAGCAUGCUUCUAGGUCUCCUUUAUGUUGUUAGCGAUACAGCCUGGAAUGCCAUCGCCUCUUGUGUCGCAGCAGCAUACCAAGCAACCUAUAUCGCUCCUUUAGCGUUGCUGCUAUGCCGUGGCCGAUCACUCCUCCCUCCUCGUUACUUCAGCAUGGACAGGUUUCGAAUCCCAUUCUUGGGGUAUGCGGUCAACGUCCUGGCGCUUCUGUGGUGUGCAUUUGUUAUUGUCAUCAGCUGCUUUCCGCUUUAUCUUCCUAUCAGAGCCACCACAAUGAACUAUACAGUGGCAGUCCUAGGAAUAUGGCUGAUUGGCGUCCUGGCGUAUUGGUUCAUGUCUAGCCGUUCCUUUAUUUCCAGUAACGAGUGA